GGCUUUAACAUUGAAGUUUUAACAUACAUGUAUCUACAACCAACAUUGAACUCUUAUAAAAUAUCCCUUACACACUCUUCUCUUUCCAAUCUUUACUCAAUACAAUAAAAGUCCCUCCAUCCUAGUUUUUCAACAUGCCCGGGACAACUGCAGUACCACUUGAUACUGCAAUGGUCAAUGGGUCUAACAAUGGCACCGACAAUGGCACCGACAAUGGCGUGAAUGGCCAUGUCCCUCGCACUCCCUCCUUAUCAGGCCUGUCUCUUACUGAGUACAGCGCCAACCCUUCGCCGCCAUCGGAGCGCAAACAAGACAAAAUUAGACAGAUCGUGCCAGAGGAAUACAUCUUGCCUAACGGUCACCCUGAUUAUCUUCGCCUAAUUCUUACUUCAAGAGUCUACGAAGCAUGCAAAGAAACCUCUCUUAUGCCCGCUAUAAACCUUUCUAAUCGGCUAGAAUGCAACGUCUUGCUGAAAAGAGAAGAUGAGCAACCCGUUUUCAGCUUCAAGCUACGAGGCGCUUACAACAAGAUGGCUCAUCUUGAUCGAAACCAAAGCUGGAAGGGAGUCGUCGCGUGCAGCGCUGGAAACCAUGCUCAGGGAGUAGCCUACUCGGCUAGGCUGCUCAAGAUACCCGCUACCAUUGUCAUGCCCUCGGGCACGCCAAGUAUCAAGCAUAAGAACGUCUCGAGACUGGGUGGCUGCGUGGUGCUUCAUGGCGCAGAUUUCGAUGCCGCUAAGGAAGAGUGCGCCAGGUUGGAACAACAACAUGGCUUGAUCAACAUACCACCAUUCGAUGACCCUUACGUCAUCGCUGGACAGGGAACCAUAGGCAUGGAGCUGUUGCGACAAACUAACAUUCAGAAGCUCGAAGCCAUAUUCUGUUGUGUAGGCGGAGGCGGCCUCAUUGCGGGCAUCGGUGUCUACGUUAAGCGCAUUGCACCACACGUCAAGAUCAUCGGAGUCGAAACUGAGGAUGCUAAUGCUAUGGUCCAAUCCUUGAGGCAAGGCAAGCGUGUGGUGCUCAAGGAGGUAGGCUUAUUCGCCGACGGCGCAGCAGUCAAGACAGUUGGCGAAGAGACCUUCAGAAUAUGUCAAGAGGUGAUCGACGACGUGAUUGAAGUAAACACGGACGAGACCUGCGCCGCUAUCAAGGAUGUGUUCGAGGACAGCCGAUCUAUAGUAGAGCCGGCGGGUGCCUUGGCCCUUGCUGGGCUGAAGAAAUGGGUUGUGGCCAAUCCGUCAAGCAACCCAAAUCGAUCAGUCAUAGCCAUCACGAGCGGUGCGAAUAUGAAUUUUGACAGGUUGCGCUUCGUAGCCGAGCGUGCUACUCUCGGUGAAGGCAAGGAGGCUUUACUCCGGAUUAGUAUCCCAGAGCGGCCGGGAGCCUUUGCCGAGCUGAUCAACCACGUCAUGCCUCACGCCGUAACAGAGUUCUCCUAUCGGUAUGCUACUAGUGAAGUUGCCCACAUCCUGAUCGGUAUAUCGUUGACUGGCGCGACGUCGGAAAGGACCGAGGCGCUUCAGGCGCUGAUGAACCGGACCAACAACGCGGGUAUGGCUGCUACGGACCUGUCGGGCGACGAACUUGCCAAGUCACAUAUCCGCUACUUGGUGGGUGGUCGGUCAGAUGUCGCAGAUGAGAGGCUAUACAUGUUCACAUUCCCCGAACGCCCCGGGGCACUCGAGAAGUUCUUGAAGACGCUACGGCUGAGGUAUAACAUCAGCCUAUUCCAGUAUCGGAAUGGUGGUAGCGACGUAGGUAAGAUAUUAACGGGCAUACAAUGCCCCGAAGCAGACGUGGUGGAUCUAGAGAAGUCGUUCAAAGAGAUCGGAUAUCCAUGGGAAGAUUGUACGCAGAGCGACGUUUUUAAGACUUUCUUGAGAACCUAAUUCCAAUUAUUUGUCAAUAAUCAACAUGAUGCGUAUUGCGCAUCCUGCUGGUUAACAGGGUUGGGUACAGAUUAUGAUAGAUAAUGAUACCUUAGAAAGUAUAAAUUUGGCGGUUUCGAGUGUUUCGGGGGUUUCGAGGUUUCGAGGUUUCGAGUAUAAUAUAAAAUUACUGCUAGGUAUAAUACUUACAUAGUACCUAGGGCAGUGAGGUAUCUAUGUAGUGUACCUAAGGUAGGCGGGGGGAUUUGAGAAGAGUUGCAACGAGUUGUCCAGCUUUGAUAAUAACUACAUAAAUGCAUAAUAUCCAAAAAAUGAGUGGA
This is a messenger RNA of Hypoxylon fragiforme, 2212 nucleotides long. RefSeq names its product threonine dehydratase I. The transcript is spliced from 2 exons. Lineage: Eukaryota; Fungi; Ascomycota; Sordariomycetes; Xylariales; Hypoxylaceae. Bases 135 to 1892 code for a protein of 585 amino acids. The record is from RefSeq and is a predicted model, not a curated record. Gene Ontology annotation, molecular function: pyridoxal phosphate binding; threonine deaminase activity. Gene Ontology annotation, biological process: L-threonine catabolic process.